Maniola jurtina (meadow brown) is the source of this 2950-nucleotide messenger RNA. RefSeq names its product guanine nucleotide exchange factor rei-2-like. The transcript has 9 exons. Gene Ontology annotation, cellular component: cytoplasm. Gene Ontology annotation, biological process: intracellular signal transduction; negative regulation of protein tyrosine kinase activity. The record is from RefSeq and is a predicted model, not a curated record. Gene Ontology annotation, molecular function: protein kinase inhibitor activity. The coding region runs from base 149 to 1555 and encodes 468 amino acids. Lineage: Eukaryota; Metazoa; Arthropoda; Insecta; Lepidoptera; Nymphalidae.
AGCUAUUGCUUUGUGUUUAAUUUUACGCUUAAAAUUCGCGUUUUAGCGAUGGCGAUGCGGUGUUUGGCUGGACAAAAGCAAUAAAACUUAAUUUAAAGCUUUACUUUGAAUGUAAGUUUGGCAAAAAUGUGUAUCAUUUGAGAGGACCAUGAGCGAAGGCGCCGCAGAAUGCACGGAAAAGCUAGAUCCCAGGGUCCAGAUUGAGCUAGAGCGCCUGAACACAGCAACAGAUGAAAUCAACCGCCUUGAAGUUGAACUGGAUGAAGCUCGGCUUGCUUUCCGUCGGCUCUUGGCAGAAGGGCACUUGAGGAUACAGCAGCUCACAAAGAAACUUGGAACAAGUGUGCACAAAGCACGGCCAUAUUAUGAAGCCAGAUUCAGGGCCAAUAUUACCUCACAAGAGCUUCAUGCAGCUAACCUUGCAUACGACAAAGCGAACAGCGCCCACGCGGCGGCGCGGGAAAUGGUCUACUUGGCAGAGCAGGGCCUGGCGAGACUGGCCGAGGGCUCCGGGGGCCUCACCCUGGACCCCGCCUGGCAGGAGAUGCUCAACCACGCCACACAUCGCGUCAACCAGGCGGAGUCCGAGCGCGCCUCGGCCACGGUGACGCAGCGCUCGAAGGCGGCGGCGCACCGCGCGGCCGCGGCCCUCGUGCAGCAGCUGCAGAACGGCCUCAAGCGACACAUCGCUAAGUCCAGGCCGUACUUUGAGGAAAAGGCUCGUAUAAACUCAGCGCUGGAAGCCCAGAAGGCUCGCAUUCAGACCCUGGAAGAACAAGUGUCUGAUGCCAAGCAGAAAUACUCGUCUGCUCUCAGGAACUUGGAGAGGAUAUCAGAUGAAAUACACCGACAUCGAUCGAGAAGACAGUCCACUAGGAAUGAUGUGGAUCGUUCAACAAUCACGGACACCGCGAGCGAAUCCAACGCCAGCGAGACUCUGGAAGAGCUCUGUGCACAUCACAACCAUGAAAACGUGCGCGAGUGGUUGCGUCGCGCAGAUAGAAGCGAUCCUGACACUUGGACUGAGAUCGAUCUGGACUAUUCUAGUCCGGAGGAGAUAAGUUUCGAAAAAUGCUCUCUCCGACCUCGUUCAACCCCAGAAAAAUCAUCACCCCCAAGUCCGAUGGAAACCAAAGUAUCAGCGGCUUCGCCGAGACGCAUCAUCAGGACUGGAGACAGGAGCGCGGCCAUACGAGCUGAGCUAGAGAGAGGGAGACGGCAGAGUCUAGACGCCCUGUUUCAUGACACGGGGGAAAAGGUCAAGGAGAUGUUCCAGGGUCUCUCGCUGUUCGGCGAGCGGCGCGGCUCGGGCUCCGCCCCGCGGACACCGCGCAGGUCUUCGCCUCGCUCCCGGAGGUCUCCCGCGCCUGAUGGGGCGUCAUCCACUUCUGACGAGAGAUACUCUGAUACUGACAGCUUAACUAGUAUGGAAAUGCUGACCGACGACCAGAUAGCAUCGCUGAUGUUGGACGCUCAACUGGAAGCCGUGUGCGAGCGUCUCGCCGGCGUCGUACGCAUACCGCGCUCCCCGCACUCCCCCGAAGCUCGAUAUUGAACCUUAAAAUCUUAUGAUUAAGGUACAAAUUACUAUGAAGUUGUUUUGGUUGCCUGAAGAUCGAUAUUGAACCUUAAGGACUAAGUUUAAGGUACAAUUUUCUGUGAAGUUGUUUGAAGGUUGUUUUAGUUACUGAAGCUCUGAACUUUAACUGCGCAUGUUUACAGUUCAAUUUACUAUGAAGUCGUUUAUAAACCUUAUGAAAUGGUAAAAAAUGUAUUAAGAAGUAGCAAGAAUGCUAUAAGAUAUUGAAACUUGGCUUUUUAUGUUUAAGUACAAUGUACUAUGAAUAUGGUUGAAAGUUGCUUUGGUCAUCUGAAGUUACAUAUGGAACUCCUUAUGGUUAAAGUAUAAUUGACCACAAACUUGUUUGAAGUCCUUUUCGGACGGGACCGUAAACUUUGUGUAAUGAUAAAAAGUUAAAAACUAAAAAGGCGUAUGUAGGAAGGAGUAGCAAGAAUGCUAUAAUCACCUGAAGAUAUUGAACCCUAAUUGCUUAGUGCUUAUGUUAAAAGUACAAUUUUUUGUGGCUGUGGCGUGUGUCCCGUUUAUGCUGACCCUAAAGUUCCAUGACCCCAGGGUCUCAAAAUAUAACAAAUGAGAAAUAACUGUAAUAGCUUAUUAGGACCUGAAUUAUAUUAAGUUCUUCAUACGGUUUGCUAUAGAACUCUUGCCAUAGUUAGAUGAGUAAAGUACACAACUUUGUUCAAUUAGAGAAACUGCAUCAAGAGAAGAGUAGAGAAACUGCACAGUAAAAUAUAUUUUAAAUCAGAUUAAUAUUAUAAUAAUUGACCACAAAGCUAGUGCUCAUUAAUUUUGCUUAGGUACUGAAUUAUGUGUAUAAGAUGUAUAUUUAAUUUUGCAAAAUUUUACAUGCUAAAUUCCUCCUAGUUCCUUAAAGAAAACUAUAAUUAAUUAAAAGAAACUGAAAUUAUAAUUUAUAUUAAUGAAAACGUAGUAACUACUUUGAAAAUUGAGAUAUUUUGAGUUUACUGAUUUUAAUGAAUAAAAAGGUAAAACAAAAUUAGUUAUAAAUUAUAAUGAUAUUAGACAAAUUAAUAAUAAUUGAAAGGAAUUGAGCGCUUAUAUCAAUUACAGUAAGAUUCACAUUAGCUUUUACACUAGCUUAGAAGAUCACUUGCAAUAAAAUGAUAAUAAAACUGUGUGUGCGUCUAUGUUUAGAUUUGCUAAGUGCUUUAGGAUAAAUAGGCCUAUAUGUAUACUAUAAAUAGAAUACGUAAUGUGGCAAAGUUCAAUCGGGUAUUGAGAACACUCUUUUUUUGAACAGACUACUGUAUGUAGUAACAUGCUAAGCUUUCGCACAUUUUUAGGGUUCCGUAUCUCAAAAAGAAAAAGGAACCCUUAUAGAUCACUUCGCUGUCUGUCUGUCUGUCA